GUGUAUAAAUGCCACUGCUGGCUGCAUCUGGACAUCCGGACGAAGAGCAAAGAUGCGUAUCAUUGAGCUGUUCUGCGUGGCUUUCCUGUGCCUCUGCCCCAUGGCAUGGGCCUCCUCCAGCCGCGAGCCGUGCCGGUCACCAUCUAAGACCAGUGGCAAGCUCUGUGUGAGUACCACCAAGGACGAUACCAUCGCAUGGGGGGAUUUCAAGUAUGAUUCCACUCAGAAGUACCUUCGCUUUGUGGAGGACACAAGCAAAUCGAACAAAACCUCUCACCUGGAUGUGAUUAUACACUUCGAUGAGGGUGUGAUGUACAAGCUGGACAGCAAGAACGAUACCUGUAAGAAGCAGUCCCUGCCAUGUCACAAGCACCCGAUGGAGGUUCCGGCCGACGGCACGCACGUGGACGAGCUGUACUUGGGAAGCGAUGAUAAGUCUGAGCAGGGCCUCAGAGUGCGCAUGUGGUCUGGCAACAUGACCGAUCACGACUCGCAUCACUCCCAGGCAGGCCACUACACGAUGAUGACUACUUCCUGUGGGUGCAUCACCGUCUCCUGCACGUACCACAGUGAGAAGAAUGACCUCAUCUUCAGUUUCUUCAACGUAGAGACGGAGAUCGACGACCUUCAAGCGUUUCACCUUCCUGAUUAUUGCGAAGGACUGGAAUUAGACGAGGCGUCUGAUGACCACAGCUUCUUUGACCUCUUCCACGACUGAACCGCUAAAAAACCUUAUGAAUCAAUCAACACACCGGAUUACGGCAUUACACUAAUUAAAAAAAAACAACUAAAAAAAACAACUUAAAAAAACUGUAUCCACUUUUCCUCUUUUCUGCCUCUCUGUAGCGUGAUCACAGUCUCUGUUCUGAGCAACAGUGCAGUUUUGUCCUUUUUGUGACUGUUCCUUUGUUUCUCAUGAAGUCAAUAAAUGUAAUUCAU
Molecule: messenger RNA, 939 nt
Organism: Tachysurus vachellii
Lineage: Eukaryota; Metazoa; Chordata; Actinopteri; Siluriformes; Bagridae
Gene: epd
Product: ependymin
Exons: 6
Coding region: 53-718 (221 amino acids)
Biological process (GO): cell-matrix adhesion
Cellular component (GO): lysosome; extracellular region
Molecular function (GO): calcium ion binding
Source: RefSeq, a predicted model, not a curated record